Cherax quadricarinatus is the source of this 1415-nucleotide messenger RNA. Its product is annotated as protein Skeletor, isoforms B/C. Lineage: Eukaryota; Metazoa; Arthropoda; Malacostraca; Decapoda; Parastacidae. The record is from RefSeq and is a predicted model, not a curated record.
AUAAAGCCCAACGGAAGUGCAGGAGCAACUGUCUUGUGGCGUCAGCUGGACAGGGAAGAGCGAUGGUGUCUUGGGCCGUCUUCGUGGUGAUUGGUGUGAGUGUGGCAGCUGCAGCAGCACUGCCUAGUAACCAGUACAAGGGAGUGUACAUAGGCAAGUUGUCGACCUUGGAACACGGGGUGACAGGAGACGUCUACGCUGUCGACAACACCACUGUAUUCAUCGAGGGAUUCUCCUACGACGGAGAGGGUCCUGACGCUUUCUUCUUCGCGGGCAACAAGUCCCCCAAACCCAGCUCCCGAGGCUUUAUAAUUCCUGAUGAACAUAACAGAAAUGAGGUGUUGGGACCUUACCGCAACAAGAACAUCAUACUAAGAUUUCCCGUUACGAAGAAAGGUCAGAGGUCGCUCGACAAUAUCAAGUGGAUGUCCGUCUGGUGCAGGAGGUUUGGUGUAAAUUUUGGGGACGUGGCGAUACCAGAGGGCCUGGUGGAGCCAUCUCCACAGGUGGCAGUGGGUCUGCAGAGUGACAAGCCAGCUAUGAGUGCCACCAGUGUCACUCUCCUAGACACUGAGACCAUCGAAAUCAAAGAUUUUAGCUUCGACUCCACUGUUCAGGAUGCAAUCUUCGUGGUGGGAAGUGGAGACGCACAGUCCAGCGGGUCUCAGGUCUUGGACGAGAGAGGGUCACGGGAGCCCCUCAAGGAGUACACACACAGGACUAUGGUGUUGUCAGUACCCAAGGAAGUGCAGGGAAAACCCAUUCAGUACGUGGGAGUGUGGUCUCCUACCGUGGGAAUGAUCUCAUCUGUAACCUUUGAUCCAAAUGCUCUGCUACCUCCCUCCAUCGAUUCCCUCAUCAAAUAAUCACUCUUGACCUUCUGUCCACCUGCACUAGACUAGUGCCACCUGUACUAGACUAGUGCCACCUGUACUAGACUAGUGCCACCUGUACUAAACUAGUGCCACCUCCUGUACUAAACUAAUGCCACCUGUACUAAACUAGUGCCACCUCCUGUACUAAAGUAGUGCCAACACCUGUACUAAACUAAUGCCACCACCUGUGCUAAACUAGUACUACCUGUACUAAACUAGUGACACCUGUACUAAACUAGUGCCAUCUGUACUAAACUAGGGCCACCACCUGUACUAAACUAGUGCCACCACUUGUACUAAACUAGUACCACUUGUAUUAAACUAGUACUACCUGUACUAAGCUAAUGCUACCACUUGCACUAAGCUAAUGCUACCACCUGUACUAAGCUAGUGCUACCACCUGUACUAAACUAGUACCACCUAUACUAAAUGUGUCACCUGUACUAAACUAGAACCACCUCCUGUACUAAACUAGUGCCACCACCUGUACUAAACUAAUACUAAGUAUACUAAACUAGUACCACCUGUACUAAACUAGUA